Messenger RNA from Didymella exigua CBS 183.55, 1184 nucleotides. RefSeq lists its product as uncharacterized. Lineage: Eukaryota; Fungi; Ascomycota; Dothideomycetes; Pleosporales; Didymellaceae. The transcript has 3 exons. Bases 256 to 972 code for a protein of 238 amino acids. The record is from RefSeq and is a predicted model, not a curated record.
CGACUAUCGAGCAUCACAGCAGUGCGACUAUCGAGCAUCAUGCUGCGACAUGCAGUCCUGAACGGCAAGCGUCAAGGCAUACAGCGACUCACAUGACUGUCUUGCCUCGCCGAGCCGUCUGUAGGACGUGCUGGGAAAUGUAUAAAGCCAUGCUGAAUCGCAUUCAUGCCAGCCAGCACCACUCUCCAACACAACUCAUUGAAACAACACUCAUCUUCACCCAUCCUUGUCGCCAGCAAGCAAUCCCCAGUCAUCAUGUACACACCCGCCCUCAUCGUCCUCCUCACGACCACCGCCCUCGCCCUCCCCAAGCCGUCGGCCCUGAUCGGCGUCCCGUCCGUCGCAAUCCCCGAGUCCCGCCACGCCAUCGUCGAGAGCAGCCAUCGAGAGACGGGCGUGGAGAAGCGCCAGUCCUUCCUCACCGGCCUUCCCGGCGUCUACAUGCCCAGCCACUACCCCGGGUGCGUGGGCGGCGCGUUCUGUCCCGAGUGGUACAUGCGCCAGAUCCAGCGCGAGGACGCGGAGAGAGCGGCGCGCGAGAAGGAUUUGUCGAGUCUCCAAGUCCGCCAGGAGCGCGCCGAUGACGAAGCGGGCGUCUUCUACUGCCAAGACGUCGAUUGGCAGGGCGAAUGCGUCUACAACACAACCGCCCUCGGAAGCGAUCCAAAGGACUGCGCGCAACUCAACCUGCCCGCUAGCAGCAUCGGGCCCGACGAGGGGUACUACUGCAUCUUCUACACCAACGCGGUCUGCGCCCCCAUCGCCUCGGACGGCAGCGACGCGCUCACCCUGUCGUUCCCGGGCAGCGCGAAUCUGAUGCAGACGGACAAAGGCGACUUCAACGAUCGCCUGCUGAGCUACCAGUGUUUCCGCGAGGACAAGGUGGAGCCGAGUCCGCCGGAGACGGCUCAGGAGGUAGCCCAGGAGCGCGAGGCGGCCAUGCACGUGCAUGCCCAGGCGGAGAGGCAGUGAACGGUGGGAUCGACGUGAGGCCAAAGGAUCGCUUGGUGCAAUGCUUAUCUUGACAUGCUGCUAAUCGCACCUGUAUCCUCCUUCUUUAUAGUAGUAGGCAACAGACUUUCGAGCAGUGGGACUGCGCUGAGAAUGGUCACGUGUGGUAUGGGAACAGGCGUUUUAUAUACGACUUAGCACGAGUAGAUAGCUGUCUUCCGCUAAUAACUUCA